AAGCUAAAAAUUGUGGAUCCUAAACUUAAAACUAUGCAAUAAACAAUCCACAAUUAUAGUGCACCUAAUGAUAAUCCUAUUAUUUCUCUCCACCACUUCCAUCCUAUAAUUUUUAAGUCUUCCACUUUCCUUUCUCCAUUACUACUACCAUUCUCCCUCUCUCUCUCUCUCACACACACGUCUCUCUUACUUUUUUUUCUUUGUAUAAAGCUUAUAAUUUCUAUCUACAAACCUCCCUUUUCAUCUUUUCUUCUCUCUCUAUAUAUAUAUUCUAAAUAUAUAUAUAGAGAGAGAGUUCACAAAAAAAAAAAGAAAAUCAAGAAAAACCAAGAAGAAGAGACAUAAGAUCCAACAUUGUUGCAAAAAAACAACCACCACAUUUACAACAAUGUUGCCAUUUGAAAGCAUUGAAGAGGCUUCAAUGUCUCUAGGGAGGAAUUUGACAUUUGGAGAAACAUUAUGGUUCAAAUAUACAGGUGAUAAAUCAGAUUUCUAUCUCUAUUGUCACAACACAAUAUUCUUGAUCAUUUUCUACACAUUGGUCCCUUUACCAAUGGUUUUUAUUGAGCUAAUGAGGUCCAACAAGUUUGAAAUGUACAAGAUUCAACCCAAGACAAGAUUUUCUUUAUCUGAAAUGAUGGAAUGUUAUAGAAAAGUGAUCAUCACUUUUGUAUUUGCUGUUGGUCCUCUUCAACUUCUCUCUUAUCCCAUCAUUGAGUGGGUUGGUAUAAGGACAAGUUUGCCCCUGCCAUCAGCAUCAGAAGUGUUUUGGCAAUUACUUGUGUAUUUCUUAGUAGAAGAUUAUGCAAAUUAUUGGCUUCACAGAAUGCUCCAUCACUAUAAAUGGGGUUAUGACAAAAUCCACAGAGUCCAUCAUGAAUAUGUGGCCCCAAUUAGUUUUGCAGCACCUUAUGCCCAUUGGGCUGAGAUUAUUAUCUUGGGCUUGGCUUCUUUUCUUGGCCCACUUAUUGUUCCUUGUCACAUGUUCACUUUUUGGCUUUGGUUUGUCUUGAGACAAAUUGAAGCCAUUGAGACACAUAGCGGGUAUGAAUUUCCAUGGAGUCCUUCAAAAUAUAUACCAUUUUAUGGAGGAGCAAUAUACCAUGAUUAUCACCAUUUUGUUGGGGAAAGUUGUCAUAGCAACUUUGCUUCAGUCUUCACUUACUGUGAUUACCUCUAUGGAACGGACAAGGGGUACCGAUACCAGAAAGAAAUUUUCGAAAAGAGAAGAGAGAAAUUGAGAAUGGAAGACAAAGUUGAUGGAUCUGCAACUCCCUUCAAAUCUGAAUAAAUGCAAUAAAACUUUUUUUUGAAAUCCCUUUUUGUUGUUGUUAUAUUAAAUGUGUAAUCCUGUUCUCUUUGUGUUAUGAGACAAGUUGAUUUAGUAAAAUGUUGGAUUAAGUGGUGAAUGUACGUGCUGUUGCUCUAUCAAGCACUAUAUAUAAUGGAGUGCUUGCAUAGUUUGUGUUUUUUUUCUUAAUGUAAUCUAAACUGUAACACUUGUAGUUUAAUGGCUAGUUCUAUUCUAUAAUAAUCUUCUAUAUGCA
This is a messenger RNA of Capsicum annuum, 1547 nucleotides long. RefSeq names its product methylsterol monooxygenase 1-1. The transcript is spliced from 5 exons. The coding region runs from base 389 to 1291 and encodes 300 amino acids. Gene Ontology annotation, molecular function: iron ion binding; C-4 methylsterol oxidase activity. The record is from RefSeq and is a predicted model, not a curated record. Lineage: Eukaryota; Viridiplantae; Streptophyta; Magnoliopsida; Solanales; Solanaceae. Gene Ontology annotation, biological process: sterol biosynthetic process.